AGAGUUGAUUAUUGUUCCCAGUUUAAUCAAUAAUUAAAACAUAUUUUAUAACAUUAUGAAAUCAGAGACGUAUUCGAGUAUUUGGCGAUCCUAGGCCAUUAAUAUUUCCCCCAGCCUCGAAAACUAUUAUCGCAAUGUCAUGUAGGCUAUAGUGGGUGCUGGGGAAGGUAGAUUUAAAAAAACAACAAAAACAUAUAUAUAUAUAGGGGGUCGGGCACAUUUGGUACCGCCUCCCAAAAUACAAUUUGGCGCCCUAGAACUGGUCCUAGUUGGCCUGUGCACUAAUACACGGCUCUGUAUCAAAUGCUAUCUAGUUUGCCUUAUUAUUGCAUGGUCAUGCUUUAUAGAUUUGGUCCUCUACCUCUAAGUUUUGGAAUUUCGCCUUAGAACUCAAUAUCUUGCCUGAAAUUAAAAAACAAAUUCACCGUGUGUACAGUCACGCCAAAAUAUUUUUGUCCUGUACUCCCUAACCAAAAUGUUUGAAAUUUUAUCUGGGGGAGAGUAAAUAUUUAUGUUCGUGGCCACAUCAAAAUGGUUUUAAGUCUUUAAAAAAGUAAUUCUGAGAGUACUGCUAAAGCAAUACGUGUCCUCUACCGGGCCCAACAACCAAGAUCCAACUAGAUGUUAACAUUCUGAGAGUACUGCUAAAGCAAUACAUGUCCUCUACCGGCCCCAACAACCAAGAUCCAACUAGAUGUUAACAUUCUGAGAGUACUGCUAAAGCAAUACAUGUCCUCUACCGGCCCCAACAACCGAGAUCCAAAUAGAUGUUAACAAUAAUUCUGAGAGUACUGCUAAAGCAAUACAUGUCCUCUACCGGCCCCAACAACCAAGAUCCAACUAGAUGUUAACAUUCUGAGAGUACUGCUAAAGCAAUACAUGUCCUCUACCGGCCCCAACAACCGAGAUCCAAAUAGAUGUUAACAUUCUGAGAGUACUGCUAAAGCAAUACAUGUCCUCUACCGGCCCCAACAACCAAGAUCCAAAUAGAUGUUAACAAUAAUUCUGAGAGUUCUGCUAAAGCAAUACAUGUCCCCUACCACGCCCAACAACCAAGAUCCAAAUAGAUGUUAACAUUCUGAGAGUACUGCUAAAGCAAUACAUGUCCUCUACCGGCCCCAACAACCAAGAUCCAAAUAGAUGUUAACAUUCUGAGAGUACUGCUAAAGCAAUACAUGUCCCCUACCACGCCCAACAACCAAGAUCCAAAUAGAUGUUAACAUUCUGAGAGUACUGCUAAAACAUUACAUGUCCUCUACCUGGCCCAACAACAACCAAUAUCCAAAUAGAUGUUAACAUUCUGAGAGUACUGCUAAAACAUUACAUGUCCUCUACCGGCCCCAACAACCAAGAUCCAAAUAGAUGUUAACAAUAAUUCUGAGAGUACUACUAAAGCAAUACAUGUCCCGUUUCGGGUCAAGCAACCAAGAUCCAAAUAGAUUUUAAUAAUAAUCUGAGAGUACUACUAAAGCAAUACAUGUUCCCUACCUGGCCCAACAACCAAGACCCAAAUAGAUGUUAACAACAUUCUGAGAGUACUGCUAAAGCAAUACAUGUCCCCUACCACGCCCAACAACCUAGAUCCAAAUAGAUGUUAACAACAUUCUGAGAGUACUGCUAAAGCAAUACAUGUCCCCUACCAUGCCCAACAACCUAGAUCCAAAUAGAUGUUAACAACAUUCUGAGAGUACUGCUAAAGCAAUACAUGUCCCCUACCGGGCCCAACAACCAAGACCCAGAUAGAUGUUAACAACAUUCUGAGAGUACUGCUAAAGCAAUACAUGUCCCCUACCACGCCCAACAACCAAGAUCCAAAUAGAUGUUAACAACAUUCUGAGAGUACUGCUAAAGCAAUACAUGUCCCCUAUCGGGCCCAACAACCAAGACCCAGAUACAUGUAGAUGUAAAUAGAUGAAUGUUAUAAAAAAAAUACUACAGUUCAACACAGCAAGGGUUGUCCCAGGAAAUAUUUUAGGGACGGGACCAAGGGCAGAAGGGCACAUAAACCAAAACUCUGAAAAGGGCACUUGAGUGAAAAUUGUAAAUAAAUUGUUCAAAAGGGGCACAUUGUGUUUCAGGGGUAUGCCCUCCUAGUCUUCUUUCUUUGGACCCGAUCUUGCACGGUACGUUUUGAGGACCAUUUCCCUAUAGUAAUUAACCUUGUACCUUUUUGUUUCAUGAAAUGGUAGACAAAUAUAGAUUGAGAAAAUGGCAACAAUGUUAUAUAUUUCUACGCAUUGUAGGCGACGUUACAUACUUUCAUUAAUUUUGAAUCUUAGUGUUUUGUACAUGUAUGACAUUUGUAAAUUACUUCGCUAAUAUUACGGCGGAUAUAGAGUGGUUGCCUCGGAACACCCCUCCCCGUGCUACAUACGAUGAAAGAGACUGUGGUGUGAAAGUCUCACAUAAUGAUGGUGAUUAGACGGUGGACGCACCAGGGUGCGCAUGUAAUUAUGUCCACUGUUUUAUUAGCAGAGAUCACACAUAAAGAUGUUAUUGAUGAGAGAUACAGCACUGUGGUAGUAGAUGUUAAGUUGUCAUAUGAGGUUAAAAUCACACAUAAACAUGACAUUGAUGUAAGAUACAGUACUGUGGUAGUAGAUGUUAAGCUGUCAUAUGAGGUUACAAUCACACAUAAACAUGACUUUGGUCAGAUAGAGUACAACGGUAGACAUGAUUGUUACGUGAUGUUAAAGUCACACAUAAAUAUGACUUGUGAAAUACAGUACCGCGGUAGACAUGAUUGUCACGUGAGGUUAAAGUCACACAUAAAUAUGACUUGCGAAAUACAGUACAACGGUAGACAUCAUUGUCACGUGAGGUUAAAGUCACACAUAAAUACGACUUGUGAAAUGCAGUACCACGGUAGACAUGAUUGUCACGUGAGGUUAAAGUCACACAUAAAUAUGACACUUAUGAAAUACUGUAACCACGGUAGACAUGGUUGUCACCUGAGGUUAAAGUCACACAUAAAUAUGACUUGUGAAAUACAGUACCGCGGUAGACAUGAUUGUCACGUGAGGUUAAAGUCACACAUAAAUAUGACUUGCGAAAUACAGUACAACGGUAGACAUCAUUGUCACGUGAGGUUAAAGUCACACAUAAAUACGACUUGUGAAAUACAGUACCGCGGUAGACAUGAUUGUCACGUGAGGUUAAAGUCACACAUAAAUAUGACUUGUGAAAUACAGUACCGCGGUAGACAUGAUUGUCACGUGAGGUUAAAGUCACACAUAAAUAUGACUUGUGAAAUACAGUACCGCGGUAGACAUGAUUGUCACGUGAGGUUAAAAUCACACAUAAAUAUGACACUUAUGAAAUACUGUAACCACGGUAGACAUGGUUGUCACCUGAGGUUAAAGUCACUCAUAAAUAUGACUUGUGAAAUACAGUACCACGGUAGACAUGAUUGUCACGUGAGGUUAAAGUCACACAUAAAUAUGACACUUAUGAAAUACUGUAACCACGGUAGACAUGAUUGUCACGUGAUGUUAAAGUCACACAUAAAUAUGACUUGUGAAAUACAGUACCACGGUAGACAUGAUUGUCACGUGAGGUUAAAGUCACACAUAAAUAUGACACUUAUGAAAUACUGUAACCACGGUAGACAUGGUUGUUACGUGAGGUUAAAGUCACACAUAAAUAUGACUUGUGAAAUACAGUACCGCGGUAGACAUGAUUGUCACGUGAGGUUAAAGUCACACAUAAAUAUGACUUGUGAAAUACAGUACCGCGGUAGACAUGAUUGUCACGUGAGGUUAAAAUCACACAUAAAUAUGACACUUAUGAAAUACUGUAACCACGGUAGACAUGGUUGUCACCUGAGGUUAAAGUCACUCAUAAAUAUGACUUGUGAAAUACAGUACCACGGUAGACAUGAUUGUCACGUGAGGUUAAAGUCACACAUAAAUAUGACACUUAUGAAAUACUGUAACCACGGUAGACAUGAUUGUCACGUGAGGUUAAAGUCACACAUAAAUAUGACUUGUGAAAUACAGUACCACGGUAGACAUGAUUGUCACGUGAGGUUAAAGUCACACAUAAAUAUGACACUUAUGAAAUACUGUAACCACGGUAGACAUGGUUGUUACGUGAGGUUAAAGUCACACAUAAAUUUGACACUUAUGAAAUACUGUAACCACGGUAGACAUGGUUGUCACAUGAGGUUAAAGUCACACAUAAAUAUGACACUUAUGAAAUACUGUAACCACGGUAGACAUGGUUGUUACGUGAGGUUAAAGUCACACAUAAAUAUGACACUUAUGAAAUACAGUACCAUGGUAGACAUGGUUGUCACGUGAGGUUAAAAUCACACAUAAAUAUAACACUCGAAUGAGACGGAGAUCGAUCGAUCUUGAAACGAAAGCGCAGCAGGCGAGCGCUCUAUCACUGGGCUUUGUUCCGCUGAUGUUUUAUUAUAUACACGACCAUAUUAAUUAAGGGGCCAGUUAAUUGUUGGUAAUUAUUUGAUAAUAAUUACAAUAUUUUAGCAACUUUUGAUCACAGAUGACUUCUAAACUUUGGUUUAAUGAAAUUUAGUCCUUGAUACUAGCAAAAAGCUUACACACGUUCGUUUUUUCGAGCGUUUGAUUUUAUGAAAACUACUGGAAAAUGUGUAUUGGGCCAGGAUUGGUGUUAUUUAUAUAUACUCUCCCAAAAACGUUCUGUUACACCUGACUUCUACAUCAUUUAUUUCAGUUAAAUGUUACAUAUUUUAUUAUGAAGUGACAUUGUAUGAUUACUGAAAUAUCAAACUGUAGUCCACCCCAUUCUGGAUUUGAAGUGUGUAACGUCAUGUGAAUCAAUCAUGGGUUGUGAACACGUUCAGUAUCGGUUAUGUCCUCCUCGUGUUGCAAUCGCAGCUGCACAACGAUGAGGCAUGGAUGUAACAAGAUUUUGAAUUGUAUUUUGAGGAAUGUUCUGGGGAAUGGUUUGCCAUUCAUCUCGUAACGACAAGUACAGUUCCUGUAGUGUUUGUGGCAUAGGGAUCCUUUGGCGGACUCUGCAACCCAGGGCGUCUCAGGGAUGUUCAAUUGAGUAUAAAUCUGGCAAUGUAACAGAAAAAUCAACCUCCACUGAGUGGAUUUGAAUCACAGACUCUCAGUGCGAGAGUCCAGCGCUCUACCAACUGAGCUAAUAGGGAAAUUCCCACUAGCUACUGCCAAUAGGAGCACAUUAUCCAAACACUACUACAUGACAAGACACGGGCGUUGUUUUGCUGUUGAAAGUCUUUGGCAAACAUGUGAAAUGUGUGACCCGACAUUGUCGUGCUGAAAGAUAACACCAUUGACGUUAAUCAGUGGAACAACGUGAUCUGCAGUGUAUCGUCCCGGUAGAAGCUGAUAACGGUUUGGAGGGAAAUUCGUCUUAGUCCAACACUUUGGAUAACUGUGGAUAUCAUAUAUUCAAGUAGUUGGUGGUGUAGCAGAACUUGUUUGGGAGAGUAUAUAUACGAUAUAUAUAUAUAUAUAUAUAUAUAUAUAUAUAUAUAUAUAUAUAUAUAUAUAUAUAUAAUUAAAAAUGCCGAUAUUAUGUGCUGGUUGUUAAUUUUUUAAAUUAUAAUCCUUAACAAUAAAAUGUCCUUGUCUACGUUACUGAAAUUCAUAUUUUCAUCACCUGUUCUAAAUUAUAUCAUGCUUCUAGAUGCCAAGUACUUUCUUAGAUUGUCGUAUUCCAUGUAAAAAAAAACCCCAAUAAAACUUUUCCAUUCCUU
Molecule: messenger RNA, 5713 nt
Organism: Gigantopelta aegis
Lineage: Eukaryota; Metazoa; Mollusca; Gastropoda; Neomphalida; Peltospiridae
Exons: 2
Coding region: 2409-4301 (630 amino acids)
Source: RefSeq, a predicted model, not a curated record